AUGAAGUUCACAUACACUCUGACUGAGAAAGCAAAAUCGAUUCCAAAGCAUAUGGUUCAUAGCGAACAUGGUGCCGAGAUCGAGGCGCUGCUGCGGCAGCAGCAGGAGCUCGUGACCCAGCUCCGGGCGCUCAUCCUUCCACAACUCCACAGCGUCGAUAGUGGAUCGGCCGAGCUCGCCCUCCAGCUCUUCGACGAUGUGAUCGGCUGCAACACCAGCUUAGUAUCAAAGCUCUUCAGUGUUCGUGGUGGAGCGGCCGCUGAGCCUGUCGACGACAAGUCCUUGGUGAGGAAGAACAGUGCUAGCACUACUGCUAAUGAUGAUGGCAUCCAUGAAAGAAUGGAGAAACAGGGGAUGCCUAGUAGGAGUGCUGGUGGAAAGAGAAGGAGGAACGAUGGUAAGCGAUCAAGAUCACUCGUCACAAAUGUCCCGGAUUAUGAUGGUCACCAGUGGAGAAAAUAUGGGCAGAAGAACAUCAACGGAAGCCAACAUGCUAGGAGCUACUACAGAUGCACCUACACAGAACGGAACUGUUCGGCAACCAAGACAAUCCAGCAGCAGGAUAAAGACAGCGGCAGUGCUAAUUAUUCCACAGAUGCCAAUGGGGAUGAAGCUGCAAAAUACACUGUGGUGUACUACGGUGAUCACACCUGCAAGGCCAGCGACAUCAUAAGCAACAACAACACUAGCGACUGUCUGCCCGAUCUUGUAGAUACUGGCUGUCCCAGCAGUGGGAAAACAGCACGAUUAUCGGCAGAUAUCACAGAGUGGGAGACGGAAUUGGAUGUACCGGCUCUGCUAGAGGUGUUCAACAAUUCUCUUCUUAAUUGGGAGAUGAUAUGA
This is a messenger RNA of Lolium rigidum, 843 nucleotides long. RefSeq names its product probable WRKY transcription factor 34. Gene Ontology annotation, biological process: regulation of DNA-templated transcription. NCBI's taxonomy places the organism in Eukaryota, Viridiplantae, Streptophyta, Magnoliopsida, Poales, Poaceae. The transcript has 4 exons. Bases 1 to 843 code for a protein of 280 amino acids. Gene Ontology annotation, molecular function: DNA-binding transcription factor activity; sequence-specific DNA binding. The record is from RefSeq and is a predicted model, not a curated record.